CUGCUGCUUAUCCGGUGAUGUCGCAUCGCUGCUAUUUUCUCCCUAUAGUCCCUCUCACUAUCAGCCUACAGCUCUGGUGGACUGACACGGGUCUCUGGCUGGAAACAGACCGAGAAUAGGACGCCAACCGGAGGCCAAGGAAAAAAACAUGGCCGAACUCGGCGUAGGGUGUCUGGCGUUGGGAGAACCAGCUUUUAGCUACCAACAAGAGCAUGAGUUGAACGAGCGGCUGAAACGGCUCUACCCGGCUGUGAACGAGGAAGAGACCCCUUUACCCCGAUCCUGGAGCCCCAAGGAUAAAUACAGCUACAUCGGGCUGUCACAGAACAACCUGCGGGUCCAUUACAAAGGCCAUGGGAAGAACCAUAAGGAUGCAGCAUCAGUGCGAGCCACACACCCAAUCCCUGCCGCCUGUGGGAUCUACUACUUUGAAGUGAAGAUUGUCAGUAAAGGUCGAGAUGGGUACAUGGGCAUCGGCCUGUCUGCACAGGGAGUCAACAUGAACAGACUGCCUGGAUGGGACAAGCACUCAUAUGGUUACCAUGGAGAUGAUGGCCACUCUUUCUGCUCCUCUGGGACGGGCCAACCGUAUGGGCCGACGUUCACCACGGGUGAUGUGAUUGGCUGCUGUGUCAACCUCAUCAACAACACCUGCUUUUACACCAAAAAUGGCAUCAGUUUAGGUGUUGCCUUCACGGACCUUCCUCCUAACCUGUAUCCCACCGUGGGGCUUCAGACGCCAGGAGAGAUUGUAGAUGCAAACUUCGGCCAGCAGCCAUUUGUCUUUGACAUCGAGGACUACAUGAGCGAGUGGAGGGCGAAGAUCCACGGAAUGAUUUCCAGCUUCCCCAUCGGCGAGAGGCUGGGGGAGUGGCAGGCCGUCCUGCAGAAUAUGGUGUCCAGCUACUUGGUGCAUCAUGGAUAUUGUGCAACUGCAACAGCGUUCGCCAGAGCCACAGAGACCACAAUACAAGAGGACCAGUUGUCUAUAAAGAACAGACAAAGAAUACAGAAGCUGGUUCUGGCAGGGCGGGUCGGGGAAGCCAUCGAAGCCACUCAGCAGCUCUAUCCGGGUCUGUUGGAACGCAACCCCAACCUGCUCUUCAUGUUGAAAUGUCGGCAGUUUGUGGAGAUGGUGAACGGCACAGACAGCGAGGUUUGCUGCCUGACGGUCCGCUCCCCAAAGUCCCAGGACAGUUACCCCGGUUCCCCCAGCCUUAGCCCGCGGCACCCAGCAAGCAGCACGCACAUCCACAGUACUGGAGCAGACAGCCCCACCUGCAGUAACGGUGUCGCCACGCCCAACAAGGCAAAGAUUCACAGCAGCAGCAUUAAAUACCCCAGCGCCUCCUCCUCUAACUCCUCCUCUACCUCCUCCUCCCCUUCCUCCAUAAACUACUCUGAGUCCAACUCUUCGGACUCCACCAGGAGUCAGCCGCACAGCGCCAAUAGCACCCAGGAAACCAGUGACAGUGAGAUGGAGAUCGAAGCGGAGCAUUACACCAAUGGUGUCGUCGAAAGCUCGUCGGCCCGGAUCAUGAAUGGCACGUACAGACAUGAAGAGAUCCUUCAGCCCGAUGAUAACAGCAUCUGCAACGGUGUCACUGGAGCACAAAAACACUCUGAUGGGAGCCGCAGUAAUGGCAAACAGUUCUGUGGAGGGAACCAGGCAGCCACAGAGAGGAUGAUCCAGUUUGGGCGGGAGCUGCAGGCGCUCAGCGAACAACUGUGUCGCGACUAUGGCACUAACACCACGCACAAGAAGAUGUUACAGGAUGCAUUUAGCCUGCUGGCGUACUCAGACCCCUGGAACUGCCCAGUGGGCCAGCAGUUGGACCCCACACAGAGAGAAUCACUCUGCUCCGCUCUCAACAGCGCCAUUCUGGAGUCCCAGAACCUUCCCAAGCAGCCUCCGUUGAUGCUGGCGCUUGGACAGGCCACAGAGUGCGUUCAGCUCAUGGCUCGGGUUCGGUCCGGUUCCUGCUCCUUCGCCAGGAUAGACAACUUUUUGCACUAGCCCUCGAUCAGGUAAAUCUUAAGCAGCACUGAGAUGUCCAGCUGGUUGUUGUCAAGGCGACGAAGAGGCGAGCAUGCAUCUGAUUGGAGCAGAGAAAGGAAGAAGGCUUCCUAUUUAAUUUAGUAUUAUCAGAUUUAAUAAAUGUGUGACACUAUUUAAAGAUAAUUAUUAUUAUUAUUCAGUUUAUUUAGCCUUUUUUUUUUUUUUUUUUGUAGCAUUUUUUUGUUUUUGUUUUUUGUCAGUUUUUUGUGCUUAUCCCAGAAAAAUUUAUCAUCUUCCCCCUUUUUUAUUCUUUCUUUUGUUGGCCUUUGAUUCCUAUAGUCAGUUCUGUUGUUUUCAUUUCCCAUAUCAACCCCAAACAAACCCAUAAGAUCCUGGAUAGCAUUUAGCACAAACUUGAGGAGCUUUAACUUUGAAGAGCCGUUGCUUUCUUCAUAGGACUAUCAACGUUCGGCUUCAAUGUCAUUAUUAAUUCAAGGUUUUAAUGAUGGAUUCAAACUCUUCUUUUCCCACAGUGGAAGGAUUUAUCCAGUAGGAUAAAACCAUUUUGUACUCUGCAAAGAUAUUUGUUUAAGUGUGGCCAACAAUAUUAGAAAAAUGUUGCUGCUAUAAAGAAAAACAGAAACAAGUAAACACAUUAUUUUUAA
This is a messenger RNA of Cyprinodon tularosa, 2664 nucleotides long. RefSeq names its product RAN binding protein 10 (gene ranbp10). Gene Ontology annotation, biological process: cytoskeleton organization; cell surface receptor signaling pathway. The coding region runs from base 149 to 2017 and encodes 622 amino acids. The record is from RefSeq and is a predicted model, not a curated record. Lineage: Eukaryota; Metazoa; Chordata; Actinopteri; Cyprinodontiformes; Cyprinodontidae. The transcript is spliced from 15 exons. Gene Ontology annotation, cellular component: cytoplasm. Gene Ontology annotation, molecular function: protein binding.